GGUCGGGUCGCCUCGGUGACGUAGUAACAAACAUGGCGGGGCUCGGUACGGUGCGGUGCUUAUUUCGAAGCUACUAUCGGGUGAAAAAUGUUCAGAGGAGCCAGCAAAUGUUGGUUAGAUGUAGCGCCAGGACGCUUUGUAGCGGAACACAAGAUAACGCCCUCUCAGACCAUGCAAAGCCCCAGUUCACAGAUCCAGCUGUGCAGGACAUCCUCACCAGGAUAACAGGCCUGGACCUGCAGAAAGUGUUCCGACCUAUUAAACAGGAGCUGAGGCCGCCCACUUACAAACUCAUGACCGAGGACCAGUUGGCACAGGCGGUGGAGUUAGCCACAGAGCAGGCUAAGCACCUGCUUAAGAUGCCCCCUGUCUUACCGGAGAGGAAGCCCAUCGACGAUGUGCUGUCUGAGGACAAAAUCCUGGAUGGCAUGGACACGGCCAAAUACGUCUUCACAGACAUCACCUACAAUAUCCCACACAGGGAGAGGUUCAUUGUUGUACGAGAACCCAACGGGACUCUUAGGAAGGCGAGUUGGGAGGAGAGAGACCGGCUCAUUCAGGUCUACUUCCCAAAGGAAGGACGCAAACUCACAGCACCUCUCAUCUUCAAGGAGGAGAACCUCAAGAUGGUGUUUUCUCAGGACCGUCAUGAAGAUGUGUUGAACUUGUGUCUGGUUCAAUUUGAACCCGACUCUUCAGAAUACAUCAGGGUGCACGCAGCCACUUAUGAAGACAUAGACAAGCAUAGCAAAUAUGAGCUGCUGCGCUCCACCAGACACUUUGGAGGAAUGGCCUGGUACCUGGUGAAUGCUCGCAGGGUGGAUGGGCUCGUUGUGGACAUGCUGAAGAGAGAACUGAUCCAGGAUGCGGUGAGCCUUGUGUCUCUGUUCCACAUGAUCCACCCUCACAGCGAAUCAGCCCAGGAAGCCGCCAGCCAGCAGGCCACUGGCACAGACCUGCUGAAGAUCUAUGCCCAGAAGGAGUCGCAGAGGUCGGGCUACAUCGAACUGGCCCUGCAGGCAUAUGAACAGACUGCUGCUGAGAGCUCGGCUGCCUGACUGGCUCCCUCAUAGAUAGAAAUAUACAAAUCUAUCCAUGAGGAAUGAUACCCACAUCCAGAAAGGACAACGUGAAACUUGCCUCCCAUAUCUAAAAUAUGAUAGCAUUCAGUUCUUUCGCUGUUUGGGGUGAAGAGUAAAAUGUGAUACAUGACUGUGAGAAAGCCAUAUACUUCACGGCAGUCAAUUUGAGGAAUUUGCAUGGAAACCUACUGUAUGGAGAGAAAUUGUCUAUGUAUGUAUUCCAUUUGGAGCUCCGCGUCAAAGCAAAUGUGUCAAGUUAACGAUGUACAUAACAAAAUAAAACAGAUCUUUGUACUUGUGUGA
Thunnus maccoyii (southern bluefin tuna) is the source of this 1385-nucleotide messenger RNA. RefSeq names its product mitochondrial ribosomal protein S22 (gene mrps22). The coding region runs from base 33 to 1058 and encodes 341 amino acids. The record is from RefSeq and is a predicted model, not a curated record. Gene Ontology annotation, molecular function: structural constituent of ribosome. The transcript has 8 exons. Gene Ontology annotation, cellular component: mitochondrial small ribosomal subunit. Lineage: Eukaryota; Metazoa; Chordata; Actinopteri; Scombriformes; Scombridae.